AUGAGCGAUCCUAAUAUUACACCCACCAAAAAGCUCACAAAACGUCAAAAGAAAACGAAUGCUUUUCGUGACAAGAAAAAAGCAAAACUUGAUAAUAGCGAACAAAAUUCAUUGAUAGCCCAUAGUCAAAACAAAGAUGAGGCUCAAGCAUCCGAUACGCCGACAAAAAGUAAAGAAAGGAAUAAUAGCAACGAUAAAAACCUGGUAAAACUUGAAAAAUUCGCGACAAAAGAUGAUACUACCGACUAUAAUAAUGGAAGUCAAUUUGAGAAAGAAGAGACUAAUCAAAACACUAAGCGAAUUAAUAAAAAUACGGAAAAGAAAUCUCGGUACAUUGUUUUUGUAGCAAAUUUGCCGUACUCUGCAACCAAAGAAGAAAUUAACAAACACUUUGAAACUAAUGGUGCGACUCCAAUUUCAAUACGUCUUAUUACCGACAAGAUGACAGAGAAGCCAAAAGGAUUCGCCUUUGUUGAAUUCGAAGACUCUAUCACGAUGGAAUAUGCACUUGGUUUUCAUAAUACCGUCUUCAAAAAUAAACAGAUCAGAGUGGAAUUGACAUCUGGUGGUGGAGGAAAUAAAAGUGAAUUUCGUCGUAAAAAGAUCGAGGAAAAAAACAAAAAAUUAGAAGAGGAGCGGCGUAAACUGCACGAAAAAAACAAAAAGAUUUCGUCUGAAACUGGAGGCUCAAGUGGAACUCGAGAGUCGAAAAAUAAAUUGAUCAAUAGUGACGAUAUAGAUGCAAAUGUUGAAUAUCACGGCAUUGAAGAUAUUGGUCGGAAAAAGCGUCGCGAGGCAAAUCAUAGAAAUAUCGAUAAGCAACAACAAAAAAAGCCCAAGAAAAAUUUUAUCAAAUCAUCUGAACAAAGAAUUAGUAAACCGCGAAAUGUAGAGGGUGCUAAUGCAAUAAACCCUUUUAGAAAAAUGAGAAAAUUUGGUAGCGAUAGUUAA
Molecule: messenger RNA, 951 nt
Organism: Ambispora gerdemannii
Lineage: Eukaryota; Fungi; Glomeromycota; Glomeromycetes; Archaeosporales; Ambisporaceae
Source: the annotation of a GenBank genome assembly